AACAAAAGAGUUAUCCCGAACACCUCAUGGUGUUUCCUGCGAUUGAGUAAUUUUUCGCGAGCCUCAAAUUUUAAGAUACACGUGAUAGCAAAGCCAAAAAAUGGCUGUACGUGCUCAGUUUGAAGGAAAUAAUGAAGUUGGUGUGUUCUCAAAGCUCACAAAUGCUUACUGUCUCGUUGGAAUUGGAGGAUCGGAAAAUUUUUACAGUGUUUUUGAAGGAGAAUUGGAAGCUAUUCCAGUUGUUCAUGCAAGUCUUGGAGGAUGCAGGAUCAUCGGGCGAAUGUGUGCAGGAAACAGGCAUGGAUUGCUGGUGCCAAAUUCAACAACAGACCAGGAACUUCAGCACAUUAGAAAUUCUCUUCCAGAUUCUGUUCGUGUACAAAGAGUUGAAGAAAGAUUAUCUGCUCUUGGAAAUGUCAUUGCAUGCAAUGACUAUGUGGCACUUGUUCACCCUGACCUGGACAGAGAAACUGAAGAAAUUAUCACAGAUGUAUUAAAAGUAGAGGUGUUCAAGAACACAGUAGCAUCCAAUGUAUUGGUUGGUAGCUACUGUGCCUUUAGCAAUCAAGGUGGUUUGGUUCAUCCAAAAACAUCAACAGAAGAUUUAGAUGAACUGUCCUCACUCUUACAAGUACCUCUUGUGGCUGGCACAAUAAACAGAGGAAGUGAUGUCAUAGGAGCUGGACUUGUUGUGAACGACUGGAUUGCAUUCUGUGGUUUGGAUACCACUGCUACAGAGGUUGCCGUCAUUGAAAAUAUUUUCAAGCUUGGCCAUGGUCAACCUUCUGCCAUUCAGACAGAAAUGCGAGACUCUCUUCUGGACAGCAUGAUAUAAAGCAGUUUUUGCACCUGAAAAACAUACCUGUGAAUCUUACGCAAAGAAAAUAACCAGUUUCUGGUCAAGUGACCUAUACUAAUUUUUUUAAAGGUAGAAUGAACAAGAUAAUGAUUACAUUAUAGACAGGAAGUUCAAGAAAAUGUGUUCAUUAGCGGUAAUAUGAAGAGAUAAAAAGAUCUAGCUAAAGGAAAUGCCUUGAGAUAGUUAUCAGCCUGUGAUAGUUCAGGCUUAUUCAGCUUUCUUUGCUUAGUAAGUGGACAGAUUUGUGGGGAAUAACUCACUUAAUCUGUUGUAUUUGUAACUUGGAAAUUUUAACAAUUUGUGUAGCUCUCUUAAAAACUGGGGUCAUUAACAUUGAUAGUGUGAACAUGUGAAUCAAGAUUCUUCAUUAAACUCAUAUCUCAAAUUCUU
Pomacea canaliculata is the source of this 1249-nucleotide messenger RNA. RefSeq names its product eukaryotic translation initiation factor 6-like. Gene Ontology annotation, cellular component: nucleolus; cytosol; preribosome, large subunit precursor. Gene Ontology annotation, molecular function: ribosomal large subunit binding. The transcript has 7 exons. Gene Ontology annotation, biological process: maturation of 5.8S rRNA; assembly of large subunit precursor of preribosome; maturation of LSU-rRNA. The coding region runs from base 101 to 835 and encodes 244 amino acids. NCBI's taxonomy places the organism in Eukaryota, Metazoa, Mollusca, Gastropoda, Architaenioglossa, Ampullariidae. The record is from RefSeq and is a predicted model, not a curated record.